This is a messenger RNA of Rotaria sp. Silwood2, 134 nucleotides long. The record is from the annotation of a GenBank genome assembly. Lineage: Eukaryota; Metazoa; Rotifera; Eurotatoria; Philodinida; Philodinidae.
AUGUCUAACAAACGUAAAAUUGAAGAUUUUUAUUCAUCAUCAUUAUCAUUACCAUUAACAACAACUGAAGGUAAAUUUGAUUUGAUGUCAUAAUUCUAUUACUUAAUAAUUGUACUUUUAGCUCGAUUUCCUUC